Pichia kudriavzevii is the source of this 1260-nucleotide messenger RNA. RefSeq lists its product as uncharacterized. The record is from RefSeq and is a predicted model, not a curated record. Gene Ontology annotation, cellular component: cytosol. Lineage: Eukaryota; Fungi; Ascomycota; Pichiomycetes; Pichiales; Pichiaceae. The coding region runs from base 1 to 1260 and encodes 419 amino acids. The transcript has a single exon. Gene Ontology annotation, molecular function: ribosome binding; Hsp70 protein binding. Gene Ontology annotation, biological process: regulation of translational fidelity; 'de novo' cotranslational protein folding.
AUGACUUUUACUGCUCUUGCAUCAUAUUCUACAGCUGUCAGGAGACCAAUUGAACCAGUUGGUCCAUACUUUUUAGCUCACGCUACUAGAACUAUCAAAGGUCACAGUUGGUCUGAAUUUGAAAAGAUUGAGGCUGAGAAGAAUGUUGUCACUGUCGAAGCAAAGGACUCAGAUGAAGAUCUAUUUGAUGAAUCUAUUGAUGAUGAAGAAUUACUGAAUCAUGAUCCAAGAGAUUGGAAAUCGUGUGAUUUGUAUGCUGCAUUAGGAUUAUCAAAAUUAAGAGUCAAGGCAACUCCUGAACAAAUUGUUAAGGCUCACAGAAGAGCUGUGUUACAACAUCACCCAGAUAAGAAGUCAUCUGCAGGUGGUUCUUUAACACAGGAUGGUUUCUUCAAGAUUAUCCAAAAAGCUUACGAAACCUUGAUGGAUCCAAUCAAGAGAAGACAAUUUGAUUCCGUUGAUGAAUUUGCAAACAUUUCACCACCUUCUACCAAACCAGCAGAUGAAGACUUUUACGCUGCUUGGGGCCCAGUUUUCUUAAACGAGGCUAGAUUUUCAAACAAACAACCUGUUCCAACUUUAGGAGAUGCAUCAUCUUCCAAAGAAGAAGUUGAAGCAUUCUACAAGUUUUGGAACAACUUUGACUCUUGGAGAACCUUUGAGUGGUUAGAUGAAGAUGUUCCAGAUGACUCAGCAAACAGAGAUCAUAAGAGAUAUAUUGAAAAGAAGAACAACAAUUCCAGAAAGAAGAAGAAGACUGAAGAUAACAAGAGAUUGUCCGAUUUAGUUAAGAGAGCACAAUCUGAAGACCCAAGAAUCAAGGCAUUCAAGGAAGCAGAGAAGGAAGAAAAGGCAAGAAAGAAGUGGGAAAGGGAAGCAGGUGCAAGAAAGGCUGCAGAGGAUGCAAAGGCAAAGGCAGAAGCAGAAGCUAAAGCUAAAGCUGACGCAGAAGCAGCAGCAAAGGCAGAAAAAGAAAACGCCAAAAAGGCAAAGGAAGCAGCAAAGGCAGCUAAGAAGAAGAACAAAAGAGCUAUCAGAGCAGCAGCCAAGGACAAUGAAUACUUUGGUGAUGCUGAUAAAUCCGCUUCUAUUGAUGCAGACAUUGAUCUAUUAAUUGAAUCUUUCGAUGAUGUUAAGUUAGGUGAUGUUGCAGGAAAAUUAAAGGGUGUGUCUGCCGAUGCUGCCAAAGCAGUUCUAUCCCAAGUCGCUGCAGAACAAACUGCUGCAGGUAAGGUUUCUUCAUUAUCUUACUUUAACUAG